CAGCCUUUCCCAGUCCUCCCCCAGUCCUCCCCCUUCAUACUUCACACUUCUCUCACGGCCUUCGUCGAUCCUCCACAGCAAUGCUCAUCAAGGAAUCAUACAUCGAUCUCCAGACCUCAUCGGGUCCGAUGAGGACCUACAUCUACCAGCCCAACCUGCCUGAAUACCCCGACGCAAAGUUCCCAGGCGUCGCUGUCUUCACUGAGAUCUACCAGGUCACCGGCCCCUUGGACAGGUUUUGCAGACAGAUCGCCAGCCAGGGAUAUAUUGUCGCGUGCAACGAAUCCUUCCACGAGUUUGAAGCCCUAGGCACACCUAUUGCCUAUGACACCCCUGGCACAGACAAGGGAAACCAGUACAAGGUCGAGAAGGAGCUGACAGCGUAUGAUGAGGAUGCAACUCUGGUGAUCGACCAUCUCAUGGAUCACCCCGCUUGCACUGGCAAGAUUGGAGCCACAGGAAUGUGUCUCGGUGGACACUUGGCCUUCCGCGCCGCAUUCGACCCACGCGUGCUCGCCAGCGUGUGCUAUUUUGCCACAGACAUCCACUCCGAGACCCUUGGAAAAGGCAAAAAAUCCAAUUCCCUGGCCCGUGUACCCGAGAUUCAGGGCGAAAUCGUCAUGAUCUUUGGGAAACAGGAUAACCAUGUCCCCCGAGCCGGUCGAGAUUUGAUCCGCAAGACUUUGGAGGACGCAGAUGUGACGUCGACGUUCUUGGAAGUCCAGGCGCAGCAUGCGUUUAUUCGUGAUGAGAUGAGUAAGGGGCGGUACGAUGCUGCGAUCGCGAAGGUGUGCUUUGAGCUGCUAUUGGAGUUGUUCCACAGGAAUUUGCGUCUUGAUCUGGGCAAGCGAAAGGGGCCCAAGACCGACACGAAGAAUAUGCCGUUGGUUUGCUAAAAGCAAAGCGAGGUGGCAGCUAGAAUUCUAAGGAGAAUAGCAACAAUACAUUCGAAAUAUGCAUUUAUCAAGUGUAUUGCAUAUAAUGCUUCGUUCAUGAAGGCGCAAUAGUUCUUAAGCUCACUGCCGGCAUGGCUAAGGACACUUCUUUGUCAAAGACAGUGGAUGGUAAUGAAACUCUUAUUUCCUGAGCGUCUUGAUGAAGAAGACAGAGAUGAGGAGGGGCUUUCAGGGCUUGACAAGUCAUCACGGAGUUCUCAGGCAUAUCGGGUACAGGAUCUUUGCCUGAACGAACAAAAUACUAAAAAUGCGCGGCCUCACAAGUGGAGGUGCAUUACUGCAAAGAAACGCACGUUAACGCCGCAUUUAGCAUAGUCCUGUUGUG
Molecule: messenger RNA, 1281 nt
Organism: Gamsiella multidivaricata
Lineage: Eukaryota; Fungi; Mortierellomycota; Mortierellomycetes; Mortierellales; Mortierellaceae
Product: dienelactone hydrolase family protein
Exons: 5
Coding region: 81-896 (271 amino acids)
Molecular function (GO): hydrolase activity
Source: RefSeq, a predicted model, not a curated record